Messenger RNA from Anguilla rostrata (American eel), 3819 nucleotides. It is a transcript of the gene bcap31, whose product is annotated as B cell receptor associated protein 31. The record is from RefSeq and is a predicted model, not a curated record. Bases 210 to 956 code for a protein of 248 amino acids. NCBI's taxonomy places the organism in Eukaryota, Metazoa, Chordata, Actinopteri, Anguilliformes, Anguillidae. Gene Ontology annotation, biological process: endoplasmic reticulum to Golgi vesicle-mediated transport; intracellular protein transport. The transcript is spliced from 8 exons. Gene Ontology annotation, cellular component: endoplasmic reticulum membrane; endoplasmic reticulum.
UUCACCCUGAUGAAGACCCUGCGAGGUUGAAACCGGUUGGUUUAAAAAAAAAAAAAAAAAAACGUAAUAUCUGCAGAUAUAGCCUGUCGCUAUAUUAAAGGCUUUUAAAAUAUUUUCUUUCGCGCAACUGUGCCUGAAGUUUCUAGUAAGUCGGAUUCUUGAUAUCUUUUCGGCUAUUCCUCCAGCGACGCUAGCCCCUCACGGUCAGCAUGAGUCUCCAGUGGACGGCCGUGGCCACCUUCCUGUACGCCGAAGUGUUCGCCGUACUGCUGCUCUGCGUGCCCUUCAUCUCCCCCCAGAGAUGGAGCAAGAUCUUCAAGUCUCGCUUGGUGACGGCCAUCAGGACGUACGGAAACACCUUCUUCAUGGUUGCCAUGGGGAUCCUGGUCUUCCUGCUGAUUGAUGCGGUCAGGGAGGUGAGGAAGUACAGUGUGACGGACACAGUGGACCUGAACAACAACCCCUCAGCCGUGGAGCACAUUCACAUGAAGCUGUUCAGAGCCCAGAGGAACGAGUACAUCGCAGGCUUCGCCCUGCUGCUCUGCCUGCUGCUGAGGCGCCUGGCCACCCUCCUGUCCCAGCAGGCCACCAUGAUCGCGUCCAACGAGGCCUUCAGGAAGCAGGCGGAGGGCGCCAGCGACGCCGCCAAGAGGUACAUGGAGGAGAACGAGAAGCUGCAGGAGAAACUGAGGGAUGCCGGCAUCGACGUUCCCGAGGUCGGGAAGAAGCCCGGAGCCAGCCUGGAGGAGGAGAACAAGACGCUGAAGACCGAGGUGAAGAAGCUGAAGGACGAGCUCGACGCCACCAAAAAAGUCCUGCACAAGUCUGACAGUGAUGUGAAGGCCAUGAGGAAACAGGCGGAGAACCUGACGGUGGAGUACGACCGUCUGCUGGAUGAGCACGCCAAACUGCAGGCGAGCGUGGACGACAGUACGAGGGAGAAGAAGACAGACUGAGGCGGGAAAGCGCAUCGUUCUCUGACCCCGAGUUCUCCACAGCGAUCGCCUACCUGCACCUGCACAAGCCUGGAUCCCCAAUGCACACGCUCAUUCCUGAUUGGUGCCUUUCGGGAGAAGCCCCUCUUCCCAUUGGCUCUGACCCAUCAUGCACACUUUCCCAUUGGCUCGAACCCAUUAUGCAUAUUUUCCAUUUGGGGGUGUAGGAUGUGUAGGGUAAAUCACCCUUCCCUUACAAGUUUGUCACCUUUUGUUUCCCAAGUUGUCAAACUUGCAAGGUAUUCAAAAAGAAAUUCAGAAAUACUAUUGUCUCUCGGCUCAUGUUUGACUAGAAGCAGAAUUCUGCAGUUGAGCGGAAUUUUCGUCCAUCUGCUUCGAAAUUGGGAGAGGUUCUUUAUUCGGUAUCUUGACCAAUUGUGUGUAAUUGACUUUUCGUUCUUUUUUUUUUUGUUCUGUUUAUGAGUAUAAACCGCGGUUAUUUUUUAAGUGUGACCACACAGGGACCAUAGUUGACCCUCUCCCCUACUCAUCUCAUGACCGGAGAUGAUGUCAUGGUCCAGUUUUAAUGUACGAGUUUGCUGAACCUGAGUCAUGUGAUCCAGUGCAUGCAGAAUUGACCACUGGGAGCCACUGCAUUCAUUCUGACCGGUGAGGAACACUGUACGUAGAACAUUUGUCUUGUGGUUUGUGUGUGACUGCUGAACAUCUUGAAAUGAUGGGCAUUGAUCUGUGUAAUUUGUUAUUUUGUCACCAUCAGGGUGCUCAUCAGAAGAAAAGAAAAUAGUCCAGGUUCAGCAUUGUAAUGUACUGUAGAGAAUGUUAGCUUCUUACAGUGGGAGCGAUGGGGGGGGGGGGCAUUUGCAGAUAUUUCUGGUUCAUGCCCUUGGUGGGGUGGUUGAAUGCUUAUUUGUUAUGUUUUUGGUUUGCUUUUGAGUUAUUCCACACUGAAAGCCACACUUUGUUUUUUUUUGUUUUUUUUUUUUGGUUCUGUCGUCUUGUGUAUAUUGGAAAAAAUAUAUAUCUUGGACGUGACAUACAGUCAUUUUGACGUUUUCCUAUUGAGUACCAGAAAAUUGAGAAUAUCAGAGUAUGAAAUUAAUUGCUCCGUUAAAAUGAUUUGACUGACUGACUUAAUGAAAUUGUUCUAAGUGGUUGCCUCUGUGUAACAGUACUACUUAAAAGUGGUUGACAUCAGUUCCUCAUUAUUAGUGAAAUAAUUGAUACAGCUGGGUUUAUAAUGCGGCGAGAAGCUCGUGUUCGCCGUGCUGAAAUUCAUCCGCUCUCCCGUCCCUUGUUCGAGGCCCCGAUUGUACUCUUGAAACCAAAGCUCGUUUUGUGCGUCCGUUCGAACCGGGUUUGUACCGGUUACCUCUGGUUUGAAACCUCUGCGCCUGCGUAAUCCAAUACGGGCCGUGGGGCGCACUGUAAAUCAGAAUUUUAAUCACCGCGCCUGGAUAAGGAAACUCAACACGAGCGCCGGUCUCGGUGUCUGACAUUUCAAAACAAUUGCUGGUUCCAGCUGGCAGGCUAAGUUCUGAAAUGUAACCGACUCCAAUCGAAUGUUUACUUUGUGCCGAUAAGCCAGCUAUUACGUUUUGAGAUUCACUGCAUGUCAAAUAAAUAAAUAAAAACGUGGUGUAUUUAACCCGGGAUAUCAAAAAAGUGAAUUUGAGUUGAGUGAAUUUGUUGCCUAACAUUACAAUAAGCGCUUCCUUUGCGGACGCGGCGGCGGGGGUGGGGGGGGGGGGGGGGGGGCGGGGGGGGGUGGCUGGUUAUGUCGGUAUUUCUGUGCUUAGAAACGCACCGAAGCGAAAGUACGCUUUCCAGGCUGACACACAACGACCGGAGGACGGCUCUGAAAUCCGAUAGCCCCUUAGCUUCCCCAGGUGGUAUCGCAGAGUGUUUUAUGUACAUACCCGAAUGGGGCGGCUUGCAGGGAGCGUGUGCAGUUGAGGAGCAGCAGCGAGCGCGCAGAAGACCUUGUACAGGCAAAACUCUCCUGGAGUUCCGGAGUGGGGUCGAGGGGGUUGGCGUUACUCCUCCUCCUAGAUCCAGAUCGAAACGCGGAGCACUGUAGGGGACUGAGGGAUUUCCAUUGGGAUUUAGGGAAGCUGCCUUGAAGAAGGCAAGCUUGGGCCUGGCCUGGCUGACCCUGGUCUGAUUUGAGUGCUGUGGAUUUAGUGAAGUAAUUUUUCAUUGUAGCACCUGGUUACAAAAAAGAAAAAAGUAAAAAUAAAUGACAGCAAUCCCCCCCCCCCCCCCUCAGUCCUGCCAUAUCUGCUGCACCUGUGAUCUUUUGAAUUUUUUCGUAAUUAAAAUGCAGCGAUAUACCAGAACUGGGGAAUUGGCCAACACCCAUUUUUUUUCCUAAACCACUUGAGUCAAGAGUGGACCCUUUCAAUGAAAGAUUCUGAUUGGCUAAAUCAAGACGCUAAAGGCAACAUCUGUUAAACCAAGGUUCGACCGUUUUGUAGCAUUGCUUUGGUAUACUGUGUGUUUACUUUUGGUGCCCCUUUAGAAAUGUAAUUUCUUUACUUUAUGUACUUUACUUUUUAUUUGCUUUUCCUCCUGGUCGUGCUCCAGUGUUCACGCUAAUCGUAUAUAUGGUUGAAUAGAAUCAAUGGCUAUCGUACACUCUUAUCGUAGUGUUUGAUGACCUUUCACCCCUGGGUCAUCAUUCACAUAAAACAAACUCCUGUCAUUUUUUUUUUUUUUUUUUUUUUUUUGUGGUGAGGGUAAAAUUCCAACUUGGGGAGUUGCCGGAAAAAGAUAACGGGGGAGCAUCUGGAUUGGGCUUAUCUCUGCUGUCUAUCUUCUCACGCGAGUUUGUCAAAAGGAAAUGAAUAAAGCGAACGUAAGCGAA